Molecule: messenger RNA, 1074 nt
Organism: Suillus discolor
Lineage: Eukaryota; Fungi; Basidiomycota; Agaricomycetes; Boletales; Suillaceae
Exons: 4
Coding region: 206-826 (206 amino acids)
Source: RefSeq, a predicted model, not a curated record
AUUGGUGCAAGUUGCCGUCUCCGUGAAGUUGGGCGUAUCAAGUAACUCGAGCUCGCAAAAGCCAUACUAUCUCAUUCAACCCACCAAUCGGCCAAACACAAAGUCAUCUCUCUUGUCAGCCAUCCAAAUACUGUGCUUGAUCAAACGCCGCCGCUACUUCAGAUCUCGCAACUAGUCCCUCAUUGGUAGAUCAUGGUUAUGUUGCAUGUGGUUGCACAUAUCGAGCCAGUGCGCCCAACCUUUCUGGAACACAGGCUCCGCGGUCUACAAGGAGUCAGCAUACGUUACCAAACUGCAGGGUUGGCAGUCUGCAAUGAGUCAACAUAAGCCAUCAGACUGCAGGGUCGGCGGUCUGAAAAAUGUCAAUAUAAGUUUGCUUGACAUCGUCGAAUAUCCAGGCCCAGUUCCGGUUAAGUUAUUCAAGCUAUCCGAGCACCUUCCCAACCCGAAUAUGAACAUUAAUAGUUCAUAUCUCAUUCGCGGCCUAGCUAGACGGCCAGGUAGGGGUUCGGGUACCUUUGCUUUCAUGAGGAUUAGCUCGAAGGCGCUACGAUCCGCAGUGUCAUGGUGUUGUAUCAAGAUCUUAUCUGAUCGGUCUCCAACUUCAAACCGUUCGAUAAGUAGGUGUCUUCCGAGGUCAGGGCCACAGCGGUCAAGAUUGUCCAUUGUGCACGUCAAGUCAAUGCGUCGAGAAUGCGGCCUUCGAACUUAUUGUCAAUAUUACCCCAGUGUCAGCACAAUGGCGAGAACAUGCCGUUGCGACUUCAGUAACAGACAUCAUUUACAUAACGAUAAAAAUCCUUUGAAAACCAUUGGGCGCAUGUAGUUUUUCGCCACACAUUAGCGCCGAAUAGCCCACCAAGCUCUAUGUGCUAGUCAAUCUCGACGUCACCACUUGACACCCGUCACUCGUCGCAGGAGAUCAAUCGAUCACCUUUAAGACCGAUGUCGCCUAUACAUCGUCGCGGGAGCCUCAGGGGUACACUAGCCUCAUGUCGGAUCUCCGAGUCUUCCCUCUGGAGAAAACAAGGUGGUCCAUAUCCAAUUCUCAGGGGGCAGUUUGACAGACAAGAU